This is a messenger RNA of Adineta steineri, 633 nucleotides long. The record is from the annotation of a GenBank genome assembly. Lineage: Eukaryota; Metazoa; Rotifera; Eurotatoria; Adinetida; Adinetidae.
AUGGAAUAUAAUACUGUACUACAACCGUCUCUUCCUAGUUCGUCAUGGAUAAGGUUACGUAAUCAAAUGAAAAUGCCUAUACCAAAAUCGACUCUUUUAUGUACAACAUAUAUUCGUUAUUUAUCUCAUUAUCGUUCUUCAACAUGGUCCAAUAUCGUUACAUUCCCACCAAAUAUUCAACAAGAUCAAAUUGAUCAUCGUCCAAUACUUCACUUUAAUUGUGUAUCUCAAGCAACAGCAAGUUCUCGACCAUGUCUUUCAAUUGCUCAAACAAUGUCACCAAUAAAUGCAUCAAGUAUAAUUGCUGCAGAAAGAGAAGUAUGUCUUCGAUUUAUCGGAGCAUUUAAUAUUCUUUUAACACCACUUAUACUUGAAUAUUUAACGACAUAUAUUGAAAAAUGGAAAACAUAUGAUAUUCAUCCAAUAUCUAUUCUUGAUGGUCUUCAUGUUCAAGCAAAAAUUAAAUUAUAUCCUUCUGUGACAUCAAUUGAUUUAUCAGCAACCAAAAUAUCUUUACAAUUACCUAAAAUUAAUGUUUGUUUAUUCCAAGCUGGUUUAGCUGAAGAUAAUAUUCAAUUAACUGAAUUACGUACACCUGUUGAUAUUGUUACAAUGUCAUUAUUUGCACUUUGA